GGUAGAUCUAAAGCCAGUGGUCUCCAAACUUUUCAAACAAAGGGUCAGUUUACUGUGCUUCAGACUUUCGGGGGCCGGACUAUUGCCACAUCAGUGAGGAGAAACAUUGCCUUAGGGUUGGUGGUCAGUUGCAUAAUGCCUGUGAUCAUUAGGAGGAGGAAUAGUGCCCCAUCAUUAGUAUUACUGGGAGGAAUAGUGCCCCAUCAUUGGUAUUACUGGGGGGAAUAGUGCCCCAUCAUUGGUAUCAGUGGGAGGAAUAGUGCCCCAUCAUUGGUAUCAGUGGGAGGAAUAG
Messenger RNA from Staurois parvus, 292 nucleotides. Lineage: Eukaryota; Metazoa; Chordata; Amphibia; Anura; Ranidae. The record is from the annotation of a GenBank genome assembly.